AUGGCAUCUUGCAAGUUGAUGUUUUGUUUCGCCGCACUGCUCAUUGUGUCGUCGGUCUUCGCCGAAAAGGAUGCACCGAAAACGGCCGCCGAAAACGAGAGGGUGAAGAAAGCUGCAGUAAUCCCGCCACCUGCUUCAGUCGCGGCCGCUUACGGAUACUACGGCAGUCCUUACGGCGGUAACGUGUACGGCAGCCCUUACAACACCGUGUACGGCAGCCAUUACGGCCAAGCUUACGGUCAAGCUUACGGUUACCCGUACGGAUCGCACCUGCAGGGAAAGUACGACGAUGGCAAGUACCACCAUCACGCGGCUAAGUACGACGACGGCAAGUACCACCAUCACGCGGCCAAGUACGACGACGGCAAGUACCACGCCGGAAAGUACGACAACAAGGCGACGGUGGCCACGGCACUGUACAGCAAGCCGUAUUCAACCGGACACGACGGGUACAACUACGGUUACAACGGUUACAACGGGUACAACGGGUACAACGGGUACAACGGUUACACCGGGUACAACGGUUACAACGGUUACACCGGUUACAACAACGGAUACAACUACGGUUACAGCGGUGGAUAUCCGUACGCUCAAUAUCCGUACAACCACCAAUACUACAAUCACCAACACGCGUCGUACCCGUACGUCUAUUAG
This is a messenger RNA of Macrosiphum euphorbiae (potato aphid), 654 nucleotides long. The record is from the annotation of a GenBank genome assembly. NCBI's taxonomy places the organism in Eukaryota, Metazoa, Arthropoda, Insecta, Hemiptera, Aphididae.